AUGGAUAAAAUUGUAAUAUGGCAGGAUCAUGCUGGGCAUUCGCGGCGGUGGCGGCGAUCGAAGGCAUGAACAAGAUUAGGACAGGGGAGCUGGUGUCGCUGUCCGAGCAGGUACUCGUGGAUUGCGACACACGGAGCGGCGGCUGCGGCGGCGGCCACUCAGACUCGGCUAUGGCCCUUGUGGCCGCACGUGGUGGCAUCACGUCGGAGGAGAGGUACCCAUACGCCGGAUUCCAGGGAAAGUGCGACAUGGACAAGCUCCUCUUCGACCAACAGGCGUCCCUCAAGGGCUUCAAGGCCGUGCCACCCAACAACGAAGGUCAGCUGGCGAUUGCCGUGGCCAUGCAGCCCGUGACGGUCUACAUUGACGCCAGCGGUUUUCAGUUCCAGUUCUACUCCGGCGGCAUCUACCGUGGCCCCUGCUCCGCCAAUGUGAACCACGCCGUCACCAUCGUCGGCUACUGCGAGGGUCCUGGCGAGGGAAACAAGUACUGGAUUGCCAAGAACUCAUGGAGCAACGACUGGGGUGAACAAGGAUAUGUCUACCUCGCAAAGGACGUGCCCUCGUCCACGGGCACAUGUGGCCUGGCCACCUCGCCCUUCUACCCCACGGCUUGACCACAGGCAGCACUAUGUGUGAUAUCUAAGGAAUUGCUUCCGUUUCGUUGUGAUAAUGCUAAAUUACUAUUUUUGUUAUACUUCCCUUUAAUUUGAUCAAUAAUCGGUAGACCGUGCGUGCGAUAGCAUGGCCUGAGUGUAAUAAAUCGUCGUGUGAAUUACACUUUCUACAAGUUAAUUGUACAUUUGUGACACAUAUUUACCGAUUUAACGGAUGCCGUGUCGAAAUAUCCCAUCUAAAAAA
This is a messenger RNA of Triticum dicoccoides, 861 nucleotides long. RefSeq names its product ervatamin-B-like. Gene Ontology annotation, biological process: proteolysis. The coding region runs from base 18 to 617 and encodes 199 amino acids. The record is from RefSeq and is a predicted model, not a curated record. Gene Ontology annotation, molecular function: cysteine-type peptidase activity. The transcript has a single exon. Lineage: Eukaryota; Viridiplantae; Streptophyta; Magnoliopsida; Poales; Poaceae.